This is a messenger RNA of Paraphaeosphaeria sporulosa, 5178 nucleotides long. RefSeq names its product ras GEF. Gene Ontology annotation, cellular component: plasma membrane. NCBI's taxonomy places the organism in Eukaryota, Fungi, Ascomycota, Dothideomycetes, Pleosporales, Didymosphaeriaceae. Gene Ontology annotation, biological process: positive regulation of GTPase activity; Ras protein signal transduction. The coding region runs from base 1 to 5178 and encodes 1725 amino acids. The transcript is spliced from 3 exons. The record is from RefSeq and is a predicted model, not a curated record. Gene Ontology annotation, molecular function: guanyl-nucleotide exchange factor activity.
AUGGCCCUGUCGCAGCCAGUUGCAACCCCGGCAUGGCCCUCUCAAGCGCCGGAUCCCACCGCGCAACGAGAGGCACUGGCCCAAGCAAGAAAACUCCACGCUGCGCGCCGCCGUGCCGAGGACCACAAGAGAGCUCUCCCGAGCACGCCAGCACGCGGCAACUCGCUGCGCAGAGUGAAGGACUCCCGCGAGCAGCUGCGCACCACCAGGGCCCGCGGCACCAGCAACGCGACGACCGACUCGACCCCGAGCACCGCGCCCGGCCGCUCCUUCACCGUCGCCAACAUCAACCACGGCAUCAUCUACCUGAGGCCCUCGGCACGCCCUGCACAUCAGCGCGCCCGCCCGCCAGAGCCCAUCUUCCCCCAGACACCGCCCGACAGCGCCACCCUCGACUCCAGGGCCCGCCCGACGAGCGAGGACUGGGAGAAGACCGUCUACGAGGCCAAGACACCCACCCGCACCGACUUUGUCCUGCCGCCCCUGCCGACUGACGUGAAGACGGACGAUGCGAUCAAGCUCUCGCGGCCUGCCUAUAUCGACUCGUCCCCUGCGCCCGCCGCACAUGCCCACCACAUCCGCUCGCGAUCCUUCUCCACCGUCGACGAACACACGGUGAGCUCGCAGAGCUUUGAGCCCGGCACCUUCAAGGUCGUCAUUGAGCGCUCGGGGCGCCCCAGGACGGCCGACACGGAGACGACGCCCAUUCUCGAGGUCCCCAUUCCCUCCUAUCGCCUGGGCACGCCGCGUUUCAGCGCUCGAGGAACCGCCAUUCUGCGCAGCUCCACCUACACCAGCGCUGCCGGCACCGACGAUUACAGGGCAUCCUUCCUGACCCCACAGCGCGCGACCCACUCGUUCCUCUCGUCCCGCCCACGAUCCGACGUUUAUUCGCCCAGCUCCUUCAACUUUCGCGCCACUAUGGACCUACGGCCUCCGCUGCCUUCGUCGGAGCCCUCUUCAGCCCGCAUUUCCAAGAUCCCAAUCGGGCCCCAGAUAUACGAUGCGCUCACUGUGAACCCCGACGAUCACGCUGUUGUCCGCUUCUCUGCGACCGGAGACAUUAUUGCUGCUACGCCGUCACGUCUCAUUGCACACAUAACCUCGCCUAGCUUCCUCGACUACGAGCUGCUGUCCGACUUCUUCCUGACUUUUAGGUCGUUUCUGGUCGCCCGUGAACUCGUCGCCUACCUUUUGUCACGCUUGAGAUGGGCUGUGAAUCGCCAGGAUGACUUUGGCCGCAUCGUCCGCGUCCGCACUUUCGUCGCCCUCCGGCACUGGAUCCUCAAUUACUUCGUCGAUGAUUUCGUACCAAAGUACCGUCUGCGUGUGUACUUUUGUGAGCUGGUAAAUGGGCUGCACAAAGACCUCAGAGCCCGUGAAGAUGGCGGCGGUGGUGACAUUAAAAUCAUUGGCGAGCUGAAAAAAUGCUGGAGAAGGACGUGCGCCUUGUAUUGGGAAAGCGACGAGCGAAUUGGCCAGGAUGGGGCAAACGAAGAUCUACAGCCUGGAGGGAAACCGGGAUCGCUGGCAUCCGUGGACGAGAACGCGUUUGCGGCACCCUUGCCGUCAACACCUCCUCGAGGUCCUGCCCCGCGCCAGGUGAGCGAGCAAACCAACCCGGAAACCAUUGGCUCGAACCCCAGCGACCAAUUUGCCAGCAAACAUAUGGACUGGGCUCACAGGGCUCGGCACACGCCUCAAAAUAGCCUAAGCUCUCCAUAUAUCCCCUCGCAGUACGCUUCCCAGUACGAGCCAGGCGUGAGAAUACCCUUGUCGCCCGACAGCGAACGCAGUAUGCAAGUCCUGUCUUGUUCCAUCCCAAUGAGGGGCUUGAAUAGAACAGAAGCGGCAAAAGACGUACCCUUGCAUGCGUAUCCUGUGCCGCAUCCUGUGGCAGCACCGCCAUCACGUCUCACAGCCAGUCCACAACAACCUUCACCUGCAAAGCAGUCGAACAGGCCAUCACAUGGACACAAACGUAGCGGAAGUUUUUCGGACGCUCUGCGCGACCACAGAACGCAUCUUUCGUUCCCAAAGAGCACGACCUCUGACGGAGACAUUACCACCGUAGAUAUCACAACGAUCUCGAAGAUUCCCGGCAGUCUCGUGCGCGGUGGGCUCUUCCAGCCAGGCUCACCGUACAUCGAUGUGAAGAACGGCAGUUUGAGGCACACAAAAUCACGUUUGGAGCUUGCACAUGAAGAGGUUGUACAUCCUGAUGUGCAGUUUCGCGGCGGGUAUGUGGCGAGUCCGGGCGUAAAGAAGCUUCUUGGGAGUGUUCGGCGUGCCUUGAGCAGCAAGCAACCGGGUUCUUCAAGCCCGCACUUUGCCCACGGCUUCCAGCACCAUGCAGCAUCCUCAGCGCGAUCUUCGAACCCUGCUACCAUCUCGACCGCCGUUUCUGGUGUCCAAAGGCGUCGAAACACCCGUCCUCGUCUUCAGGUCCGAGUCGAUGUGCUCGCAUCUGCGGUUGCUGAAAGCUUCAAAGAAGCAGUGCAAGAACAGCUGAAGAACGAGCAGCAGCGACAGAGUAUGAUCCCCGCCCCUGCUCUCGGAGGAUUCGAGUUUGAGUUUGAGAAACGCAAGUCGAACAGCAACAGCAGCCAAGGCCAACUCAAAUCCACCAAGAAGGAGGACCUUCGAUUCAACAGCGGCAUCACGACCGGAAGCAAGUCCAUAGUCAUCAUGGACGACACCGGCGCACCGCCUGUCCCCAUGAUGACCGGGGCUCUACCAUUCUCUGAAAAGGGACAAGGCUCCAUCAGCUCUGUUCCUAUUGACUUGACUAGGGUAGCAUCAAUCGAUGCAAAGAUCGACGACGAAAAGACUGAUAUACAUCCCGAGCACAGGGAAAUAGAAGUCCCGCAAGACUGGGAACGAGUAUCUCGCCCAUCGAUUCAACCGUCCAUUGUACCACAAAGACGAUCAGCCUCUCUCGGGAGAGAACGGAUGCAUUCAUUCCGGCGACGGGGCUCAACGAAGACGUCAAUGUCACGCCCUGCAUCUCUGCGCCGACAUACGUCUCAUGCUAGCGGUUUAGGGAGACAGAAACCCAUCGAAAGCAUGUCGACCUUCAAGACCAUGUCCUCGGACAAUGACCCCUUUCAGUUCGAUCGCCAGUCUUCCAUCAAGGCAUUGAAGCCCGCUCGUCAACUCCGACGUCGCCCGGGUGGUGAUCUUCGCGCUGCUGAUAACGUGCAAGAUCUGGAACAAGGACAGCGCCCGCACUCCACGGGAUCCGUAUCCAAUCGCACUCAUUCUAUCGCCAACUCUGUCAUCCUGAGGACGGAUCGAUUUGAUGGGCUUACCAAAGGAGCUGAGAAAGAGGAUGACAGCGACGCAGAGGGCGAGCUGAGAAAGCGACCACAUAUCUCAUUAGUGGAUACUCACUCUUCCCAACCCAAUCUCAGACCGUCUUUCGAAGCUGAAGUAGCUAAGCUGGCAGCUCUGCCGGACGAUAUACACGACGAUGGUGGAAUCGAGUCUGCUUUGAUGAAGCUGGAAGGAAGGUAUGAGAAGAAGUCGCCAGAUCUAGCGGACUCAAGUUCAAAGACAUCUCCCAGGGCUGAUGUCGGCUUGGGGGCCUUUAAGCCCUCUGCGCCGCUGGUAGAGACAUAUGUACCAACGGGUUACAACCCUUCGCAGCCGAGAGACCACGCCAAAGGCGACGAUGCCUUGCAUCGACCACUUGCUCCUCCGGGCGCCGAAGGGCAAGACAUGUACCGCCUCUCUGGGGAAGCUUUCAAUCGCCGCGUGCCCCCCGUCGACUCGCAGAUCGAGUCGGAGGAUUCCUAUUCCUCUGUACCGCUUCUUGAUCGAGGGCUGAGCGGCCUCGGCCGGCCUACAAGAGCCCGUGCAUCAACGUUGGAAACGAUGAGAUUAUCAGCGAAACCUGCUCCAUUGAAUCCUACGAGUCCUGUGACCCGGAUUGAAGAGCUUACUACUUCGUCAAAUUCAUCGAUCGAACACAUCAUCAAGACGGACAGCAUGAAGAGGAUUCCAGCAGACGAGACGAUGCCGAGGUCAUCGAUUGCUCGCGAAUCGUUCCUCCUAGACGAUGAAGAGGAUCUCAGCGAUCUCGGGUCCACUAGAAGAACCAUGUCAAAUGACAGCAAUGGCGUCCGAAGCUUCUUCGACGAUGAGACCCCUGUGGGCGACAAGGACGAGUUUCUACCUACUCAUCCGAUGCGACACCCGCCUACGCCUCCGCUCACAGCCAAUCGAUUAAAAGAUACCCUGCCUCAGGUCGACACCACCGUCUUCGAGAAAGGCCUUCCUACACCUGGUAUGUCGCCGGCAUCUCGCCUCAACGGGCAAUCAUUUGAGAUGCUUGGCCAGCCAAAGGAGCCUACUGUGCACCCACAGGAGACCAAGCAGGAGAGCCCGGCGGCGGAGCCUCCUCACUUCCCAUUCAUCCUCGCAUACGACUCGGAGACUCUCGCGCAGCAGUUCACCAUCAUCGAGAAGGAUGCGCUCGAUGAGAUUGACUGGAGGGAGCUUAUCGAGCUUCGCUGGAAACAAUCAUCUCCUCAGAUCUCCGACUGGGUCGACUACUUGCGCACACAAGAGGCAAGAGGGGUCGACGUUGUCAUUGCUCGGUUCAACUUGGUGGUCAAGUGGGCUGUCUCCGAGAUCGUGCUUACGGAGAGCAUUGAGGAGCGAGCCAAAUGCAUUGUCAAGUACAUCCAUAUUGCCUCGCACGCCCGAAGACUGCGAAACUACGCGACAAUGUACCAGCUCUCCAUCGCUCUCCUGUCUAACGAUGUCUCUCGUAUGCGGAAGACGUGGUCGCUAGUUCCUGCCGCUGAGCUGCACACCAUGAGAGAACUGGAAGCGCUCGUACAACCUCUCAAGAACUUCCACAACUUACGCGUAGAGAUGGAGACGGCCACAAUCGAGGAGGGGUGCAUUCCCUUCAUCGGCAUAUACACACGAGACCUCAUCUACAACGCGCAGAAGCCCGCGUUCAUCGAUGCGCCUCCCGCGGCUGGAGAGAGGCUAGUCAACUUCGAACGACAUCACACGGCCGCCACGAUUGUCAAGAGUCUCCUGCGCCUCCUCGAGGCGAGUUCCCGCUACACGUUCAACGUCGAGCCCAACAUCAUUAGCAAAUGUCUCUGGAUGGCUGCCCUCAGCGACGACGAAAUCACAAAGCGCAGCCGCCAGUUCGAAUGA